UGUUGUCAAACAUGUCAGCGUGGAAAUACCAACAGUUUUCCUCUGUCAAUUUAUUUAAAGAUUCAGAUCAUCUAUUCUGGACCAUUAACACAAAUAAGAUGAACUUGGUAAAGUUCUUUUUACUUGUUAUGAUAUCGGGGAUGUCGGUAGCGUAUUUGAUGUAUUUCAUGCCGGCGUUGUUCUCCAUAUUUCAAGGAAAUAAGCAAAUUACAUCAUCAGUUUUGACAACUGGUGGCCAAACGAGUACUGGGACUUCGAUAGUGAAACGGUCUAGACAACAAAACAUACCUAUCAACACAGAUCUUCAAAAGGAGGCUGUUGCUGCCAUGAAUCUAGCGUUGGAUAUGGAGGCUCAAGGGAAACAUGAGAAGGCUAUGAAGCUGUUUAAACAUGCCAUCAAUCUGGACCCAUCACAUGCCGACAUUCUCACAGCUUACGGUGAAUUCCUAGAGUUUCAUGAGAAAGAUGUUGCACAAGCUGAGCAGCUAUACAGCAAAGCCCUGUUAUUAUGUCCCACUCAUACAAAGGCUUUAACAAACCGGAAACGUGUUUUACCUGUUGUUCAGGAAAUCGAUCAAAAGAUGUAUAAUGUGAUUGACAAGAAAUUAAGUCUUUUGUACAAAGUGCCAAGUAGUCAUCCUGCGUUACGAAGGCAAAUUAAAGAAGCGUACUAUCAGCAUAUUUAUCACACAAAUGCCAUUGAGGGAAACACCCUCUCUUUAGCUCAGACAAGAUCAAUAGUUGAAACUGGUAUUGCCAUAGGAGGCAAAUCACUAAUUGAACAACAAGAGGUGCUAGGAUUGGAUGCUGCUCUAAGUUACAUCAACAGUUCCCUUGCUGGGCGCAUUGGAUCUAUAACCCUGAAUGACUUGCUACAGAUUCAUAGACGUGUACUGGGAUUUGUGGAUCCAAUAGAAGGGGGAAGGUUCCGCUUGACCCAAGUCUAUGUGGCAGACUUUGUACCCCCUCCUCCUGAGGAAGUUCCAGGCCUUAUGACAGAGUUUGUGACAUGGCUUAACUCAGAAGAAGCCACCGGGCUUCAUCCUGUUGAAUAUGCUGCUAUUGCACAUUAUAAAUUAGUUGUAAUACACCCAUUUUAUGAUGGAAAUGGUCGAACUUCUCGGCUGUUGAUGAAUUUGAUAUUAAUGCAAGCUGGAUUCCCACCGGUGACUAUAAAAGUGCAAGAUCGCGCUAAAUAUUAUGAGACCUUGGAUGAGGGGAAUCAUGGUGAUCUAAGGUCUUUUAUUAGAUUUAUUGCUGACUGUACAGACAGAACUCUAGAUGAGUUUCUAUUAGCUACUUUAGAAAAUGCUAAAACAAUUUUACCUCAGAUAUCAAGCUGGAAAAAGCCUAACAAAACUGACUCUGAAAGAGUAAUUUAUGCUGAACAUGAGCCGUAAUAGCAAUAUUAAAAUGAGAGGAAAAAUAAAAGCUCUUGCAUAAUACCGGUAUGUCUAUUUAAUUGUAGACAAAAUAUAAAUUGAUAUUAAUUUGUUUUGUUUUUUUAUAAAACAAAAGUAGUGAUUUUAUUUAUGAAACAGUUCGUUUAUAUUAGUAUUUUUGACAAAUUAUACACUAGUUUGGCAGACUUUUCAUAUGAUUUUUGUAUUGAAUAGCCUAUAGGGUACAAAUCUUUUUGCUUGAUACAUGAGGGUGUUAACCUUGUUUGGAUAUUCAACCUGUUUCAUUUUCAACACCACAAAUGUGCAUGUAUUUCUUAAGUCUUUUGUGUUGAGUAAAUGUAUUUUGGGUUACAAAUUCACCAAUGUGAGUUUAUAUGAAACAAUAAUAGCAUAAGAUAAUCCAAAAAAGUAUGUUUUAACAUUUGAGUCGUGUUCUGAGAAACUGGGUAUAAUGCAUGUGCGUAAAGUGUCAUCCCAGAUUAGCCUGUGCAGUCCGCACAGGCUUAUCAGGGACGACACUUUCCGCCUAAAUUGGUUUUUUGCUAAGAAGAGACUUCAUUUAAACGAAAAAUGUCAUAACAGUGGAUAGUGUCAUCCCUGAUUAGCCUGUGCAAACUGCACAGGCUAAUCUGGGAUGACACUUUAGGUCAAAUGCAGUAUGCCCAGUUUUCUCAGAACACGACUCAUUUGAUAAGAGGAUAUUUGUUAGUGUCUGUAAAUUAUCUUUAAUCCACAAGUUAUCAGUGAAAUGAAAACAUUUUUAAAUCCCUUUUUAUUUAAUGCUUGUAUGUGUUGCAAAUCAAAAUAUUUUUCUUUUAACCAUAGAAAAGCAUAAAAUUUGUCAUUUUUUAAAGAAACCUGCUAAAUUUGUCCAAUGCUAAAUUAUGUUUCGCUUACUUUAUCUACAUGUUGAGUUAUCUUAUCUUAGACCUGACAAAGCUUACAUGUAUGUUCAUGAGUUAUUAUUUUGUGCACUAUAUAGCUUUUUGCAAUAUAUUUAUCCUGUUUCAAACAGUAAAAAUGAACUGAAAAUUAUCAAUAAUUUCACUGUUAUACUGUGAAAUGGCUUUGUUUUCAUGAUACUAUGAAGUCAUUUUAUCACCAAAAUACAAAGCUCAUCAUUUGUAAACAUACAAUAAAAAUAAAAUUUGUUUUAUUUGGUGGAAAAUCAAUUUUAAUUCUGUUGUGAUCAUAGAAAUAUAGAUCAUAGAAAAAAUAUUUUUCUAUGAUAACUCAUGAAUUAAACAAUAUUCCAACAAAUCCAACAAAUAUCCUCUAUAUCUUCAUUUAUUUGUUUGAAGGUAUUUAAUAAUGUUGGUGCCUAUUUAUUUUUCAUUUGUUCCUUGUUUGAGUCGCAACAUGAGACAUGAGAAAAUAGGUUUUAUUCCUGUUUGAUCAGGGGCUAUGCUGUCUGCUAUAGUCACACAAAAUGUUGUGAUCUCAUACACAGACAGGGUUGCACCUCACCAGACUGCUCACAUGUGAAGGCUGGGCUGGAGCAACUCAGGGGGCAUAUGGCACAGGAUCCAUGUUCAUAUAACAUGGGGCGUAUUUAUUUUGAUGUUACAAGUGCUAAAUUUACUGCAUUCAUUUUGUCAUGCAAAAAUUGAUUAUUGUUCAGAAUGUAUUCUUUUACUGCUGUGCUUUAUCUGUCUCAUAUGUGAUCAAGCAGUAAUCUGUUAUGUUACCUUGCAUUGUGUGUGUGUAUCUUUAUAUUUUGCUUCCUUUAUGCUUUUGCACUGUAAAGAAUAGGUAUCCUAAAGAAUAGGUAUCCAAAAAAAAUCACAAUAUUUGAACAAAGUCAGUCAAUCCCAGAGCAAAACAUGUAUAAAUAUAUUACCAUAAUUACAAUGUACUCAAGUUUUCGGAUACUAAGUUUUCGGACACCCCCUUUUUUAGUCAAAAUAAUUAUUUUUCAUGACUAUAUUUUCGGACAUACCGGUUUUUCGUCCAUUAUACUUAACGACUCCAAUUAUUCUGACAGUAUAUUUUACAACAGCCCUGUUUUUGCUUAUCUUGGACCCUUGGAUCAUGGAGUUUUACAACUGGAAUAAGGUCAGAAAACCUGCAAUAUAAAUGCCCGCAAGGACAAUGGACUAUUUCAAUUGCAUUAUUGGGUAGACUACCAUGAAUACCGGUAAAAAACAAUGGUUUCACCCAACAGCAUUUCAAAUGAAAUGAAAUAUCGUAUUCAGGAAGCAGUAUGGUUGUUAUUAUGUCCCCCACUAUAGUAGUGGGGGACAUAUUGUUUUUGCCCUGUCUGUUGGUUGGUCUGUUGGUUGGUUGGUUGGUUGGUCUGUUGGUUGGUCUGUUGGUUGGUUUGCGCCAACUUUAACAUUUUGCAAUAACUUUUGCUAUAUUGAAGAUAGCAACUUCAUAUUUGGCAUGCAUGUGUAUCUCAUGAAGCUGCACAUUUUGAGUGGUGAAAGGUCAAGGUCAUCCUUCAAGGUCAGAGGUAAAUAUAUGUGGCCCAAAUCGCUUAUUUUAUGAAUACUUUUGCAAUAUUGAAGAUAGCAACUUGAUAUUUGGCAUGCAUGUGUAUCUCAUGGAGCUGCACAUUUUGAGUGGUGAAAUGUCAAGGUCAUGCUUCAAGGUCAGUGGUCAAAUAUAUGUGGCCCAAAUCGCUUCUUUUAUGAAUACUUUUGCAAUAUUGAAGAUAGCAACUUGAUAUUUGGCAUGCAUGUGUAUCUCAUGGAGCUGCACAUUUUGAGUGGUGACAGGUCAAGGUCAUCCUUCAAGGUCAAAUAUAUGGGUCAAAUUGCUCAUGUAAUGUCGAUUCUGCAAUAUUGAAGCUAGCAAUUUUAUAUUUGAAAUGCGUGUGUAUCUCAAGGAGCUGCACAUUUUGAGUGGUGAAGGGUCAAGGACAAGGUCAUCCUUCAGUGUCAAACGUCAUCUGGGGGGACAUUGUGUUUCACAAACAUCUUGUUUUUUAAAACGUUUUUAUAUACCAUUUCAGAUAAGAGAUUGCAAAUAAGUGAAGUUGUAUUUUUAUAAAGUAGAGAUUGAAGAGUAAAACAAUAUAAAAUUAUUGCACAUGUAUUAAUUGGUUUUAUUUCAAUAUAAUUAUUGACAAACAACCAUAACUUAUAAUUAUGUCUCUAAAUUUUCGGACACUUGUUGUUUUUUAAUCUUUGUAUCUAAAUUUUCUGACGCGAAUUUUAUUUUUAUUUUUAAGUGUCCGAAAACUUAAGAGUAAUUACUGUAAGUGUCAUUAUUUUGAAUAAAUGUUGUAUAGGAUGGAACAUAGUGAGAUUCUGUUGCAAAUGACCCGUUAAAGUCAUUUGUUUUAUUGAAAUGUGCAUCCUUACCAAGACAGUGUUUGUACAAAUGGUCAUUAAAUGACAGAAAUAUUCAUGCAAGGAUCGGAUGUCUAUCAGCUGUAACAUAGUGAAAACUGAAACGAUGCAACCUACUGGGGUGUAUUUUAAAGAGAUAUGGGGCUAGUCCCGCACAUAUUGUUAAUUAUGAAACAAAGAUCUGCUGUUAUUUUCAGAACAUGUUGUUGUUACUUGUAGUUGAUAUUGUUAUUGUUAGUUUGUUGAUUACCAAAGUGCAGUCAUCAUGUCAUUUGCAUGUUUCUUGGUAUUUGUUUUCUCGGAACAUGUUCAUCUGUGAUAAAUAAAUGGCCAUGUUUUCCAUGGUCAAUAAACAUUA
Dreissena polymorpha is the source of this 5057-nucleotide messenger RNA. Its product is annotated as protein adenylyltransferase FICD-like. The coding region runs from base 12 to 1400 and encodes 462 amino acids. NCBI's taxonomy places the organism in Eukaryota, Metazoa, Mollusca, Bivalvia, Myida, Dreissenidae. Gene Ontology annotation, molecular function: protein binding. The transcript is spliced from 2 exons. The record is from RefSeq and is a predicted model, not a curated record.